Molecule: messenger RNA, 14554 nt
Organism: Phalacrocorax carbo (great cormorant)
Lineage: Eukaryota; Metazoa; Chordata; Aves; Suliformes; Phalacrocoracidae
Source: RefSeq, a predicted model, not a curated record
GAAAUAAGAGUCGGUGCGGGCCGAUUCUUCCGCCUUAGUGUAUCGGGCGGCCGCAGUUGGAGUAGUUUCGUCCCGUUCUCUCCUUGGGGGGUAGUUGUGGUACCGCCGUUGCUGCGUAACUUCUCCCCGGUGCGGAGUGCGGCCCUUCGGUCCCCUCAGACCUCGGCGGCGAUGGGGUCCCGGGCGUCCACGCUGCUGCGAGACGAGGAGAUUGAGGAGAUCAAGAAGGAGACGGGCUUCUCCCACAGUCAAAUCACCCGCUUGUACAGUCGUUUCACCAGCCUAGACAAAGGAGAAAAUGGCACUCUUAGCCGUGAAGACUUCCAGCGGAUUCCAGAGCUUGCCAUCAAUCCUCUGGGAGACAGAAUUAUUAAUGCUUUCUUUCCAGAAGGAGAAGACCAGGUAAAUUUCCGAGGAUUCAUGAGGACACUAGCCCACUUCCGACCCAUAGAAGAUAAUGAAAAGAGCAAAGAUCAGAAUGGACCAGAACCACUGAACAGCCGAAGUAACAAGCUCCACUUUGCUUUUCGGUUAUAUGACCUAGAUAAAGAUGGCAGGAUUUCCAGGGACGAGCUUCUUCAGGUAUUACGGAUGAUGGUUGGUGUAAACAUUUCAGAUGAGCAGCUGGGCAGCAUUGCUGACAGAACAAUCCAGGAAGCUGAUCAAGAUGGGGAUAGUGCUAUCUCCUUUGCAGAGUUUGUAAAGGUUUUGGAGAAGGUGGAUGUAGAGCAGAAGAUGAGCAUUCGAUUUCUUCACUGAUGGAUGGAGAAUCUAUUCCUUUCUACCCCUACUAUAUAGCAAAUAGAACUUCAUUUUCUCCUUAGCACCUUCCCCCAGAGCUACUGGUGCAUAUACAGUACAGCUCCAACCCCUCCCUGAUUUGCUCUACCAAUGUGAACAUUCCUUGUGCAUCAGGAACAAAGGGAAAUGGCUGCUGUGUAACACGGAAAGGAGCAUUUUUAAAAAAUCUUUUCCUUCCUCUUUUUUUUACCCUUUCUCCCUUGUCUCCUUCUGCACUACUAUUUCAGCGAAAAUGUCUCUCCUUACGUACUGCUGUUUAAUCUACAAACUAAUUCUUCUGAGCUCUGAAUCUGAGAAAGGAAAAAUGGGAAUGUGCCACAGAAGCACCCUCUGAAACACUUUGGAGAGAAGCAUCUACUCAAAAACUAGGUGCAAUGAUAAUGAUUCACUUUUGCUUGCAGUAGCAACACCACAUUACAGCUGCCUUUUGGUUUUUUUCCCACUUGGCUCUUUACAUGCAGAUUUGUUUCUUCCCUGCUUCCAAAUCUGCCUUUUACUUGAGGACGUCUCAAUUUCUAUGGCUUCACUGAACCACUAGCACUGAAUGCAUGAUGAUAGCCUAGAAUAAUUUAAAGUACAGUGAAUAGAUUUUAUUUUUGUGGGAUGAAUUCACAGGGACAAUAGGAGAAUCUGUGGUGGAGACAGGCUGUGGUAUGCUCAAAAGGAAUAGGAGUUCUGCACUGUCACUUCAAUUGUUCUAGUAGUGGACGCAGAAACUUCUUUCCUUUGAGUAGCUUGCAGGCUUGACAGCCAGUGGCCCAUGAAGUGUGCCCUCUCCAGGUUGCUUUGCUCUAGGAUCCCUCCACUCAUCAAGGUGAUUUUGCCUCUGAACAUGUAAACUUGUUUACCAGUGUACAUAAUGCAAGAGAAGCAGCCGUGCCAAAACCUGGAUUUGUAGUUCUGUCACUGCCCCUUGGUAAUACUGUCACAAAACAUAGUACUGAUUUUUUUUUCUCUUUUGAAUCAUAGUGGCCUGGAUAACCAGUAAUUAUUUACAUUUUCCAGUAUGGAAGUCCUGGUCUGUUAUAUUUGUGUUGAGGGUGGGAGCUAUAUUUAUGAAAGCUCUGGCAUAAGGAUAUCAUUUGGGGAAGUAGAUAUUAUUCCAAAUAUUUCAGAAUAUAUUUCUACACAAAUAUCUUUGCAAAUAUAAGAUGAUUAGUACCACUAAUGUAACACUGAAAGUCAAGAGAUCAAAAUUAUUGAAGGUUCAAUGGUAACAUAAUUUUCUGUGGCUAGAUUGGCAAAUGAUCUCAUCUAGUUCCACUGGAGUCUGGGAGGGCCUUCCAAUAAAAGAAACAAAAAAAACCCCCUUCUUUAUUGAAGAAUCAGUGUUAUAACUGCUUCUGUCAUGUAUUAACAUUUCUAUAAUAAUUUACCAGUCUUAGACUACCCUCAAAUGUGCAUAUUUUUUUCCUCUCAGUUCCUUUAAUCAUCACUUGUGUUAAAGGAUAACAUGCAAAUCUCUGAAGGUUUUCUGAUUUGCUUUAAAUUAAGAAAUUGCGAAGUGGAAUGUUGCACUUCACUGUUUUGCGAAGUGCAGCACAAUUCCAGAAAGAAAUGUAAAUUUAAACCCUCUACUCUGUAUGAGAAAGAAACAUUACAGUUUUAUGACCAUGCCAUGUAAAAUAGGAAUGCAACAAUGUUAACAGACUGAAAAGUGAAAAAGUGUUUGUAGGCUUUGUGAUCUGCUUUAAAAGUAGGUGUUGCUUUCUUCCGGCUAUAUAGUUGUAAUCUACAGUUGUGCCUUAUUGUCCCAGUGAGACUGGUUAUUGUAUUUAUCAAUCCAUAAAUAAACCCUCCACUGUAGUUAAAAAAACAAUCCCAAACUAUUCUGUAUGGUAAUUGACUAUCCUUUAAUGACUGGAAAAGUUAAAUACCAGUAGAAUGGUGCCAGUAGGCCUUACAGAUUGACUUUUUUUUUUUAAUAUAUAUAUUCUGAGAACAAGCUUAGUUUAUUAAUAAUCCUUCAUUCUGCUAGUAGAGUGGAGAAAACUAGUGUAAAACAUGAACUCCAGAAGAGGCUGUGCACUAGGGAUUCCAUAACAAUGUGAGCUUUAUACCUCUCUGUGGUUCCAAACCAGGCUUUCUUUUUUCCCCCAUCCCCAUAGUGCUCUUCUAAUUAAAGGGCAUAUAAUGCUAAUGCUAGUUUGGGACAUGUGUCCUUAUAAGCUCCCACUUACAAAAUGAGGUAUUUAUGCUAACAUGAUUUAAGGUGAACACAAAUACUCAAAUAAGUGUACAAAAAACCCAAACCAACAACUCAUAACCAAAACAAGACAUGGCUAAUCCUCCUGCAGUAAACACCACCACUGCCCGUCCCGUCCCCCCCCCCAAAUUAUCAGGAGCUAAGUUUGCUGUUAACUGUAUAAAUCACAUGGAAGCCACCGAGUAUCUUAUUCGGUGUUCUGAAAUCUACAUAUUUAACAUUGAACUUGAAAGGAGCUGAGAUUUUAAAUUUAUAUUAAAUUUAAAACUAAACUGUACAGAUAUAAGCAGAUCUUAGCAAAAGUAAUGUUUUUGGCAUACCUGAUUGCUUGUAGAAAUUCAGUCUUGAGAACAAAGGUCAUCUGUGAAGGUUGAAGUCUGGAAAAGGGAUAAGAUUAUCAGCUCAAAGGCAGAACUACCUGAUAUUUAAUAUUUGUCUUUUGAAAAACCAGUAUAUGUGAUAGGUAGUUAAGUACAGAUGAGCCAUAUUCCCCUCUACUGGCAAAUAAGAAGUAAAGUCUAUUUUGAAAGCUGCAUGCUUGAGUUUGUUAUAUUGAGAAUCUCUGGAUGGUUGGCUGUGUGUGGCCAAUUAGUUUUCGUUAACUGUUAGAGUAUUUUGAAGACUAUGGAAAGCAAGACUAGGUUUGAUAGCUAAUCAAUACUGAAAGGUGGGAAAUGAGUUGACUUAAAUAGCUGUAGGCCCACUAGCUUGGCAUCAAGUCUAGGCAAAACCAAAAGCAUCUGAAUAUAGGAUUUGACUCAGGAGGAGCAGAAGUAAAAGUAAUGUUAGUUCCCAUAACUUUACAAUGGAAAAUUACUUCAUAGAAUCAUUAAGGUUGGAAAAGACCUCUGGGAUCAUCAAGUCCAACUGCCAACCCAACACCCCCAGGCCUCCUAAACCAUGCCCCCAAGUGCCAUGUCUACGCAUUUUGUUGAACACCUCCAGGGAUGGUGACUCCACCACCUCUCUGGGCAGCCUGUUCCAAUGCCUGACCACUCUUUCAGGGAAGACAUUUUGCCUAAUAUCCAAUCUAACCGCCCUGAGGCAGCUUGAGGCCAUUUCCUCAUGUCCUAUAGCUAGUGACCUGGGAGGAGAGACCGACACCCACCCACUCAAAAGGUCUGCUUUCUGUUCUUUGAAAGUACAACUGUGGUUGUAAAUAGUGCAUCGAUACAAUAUUUGAGUUGGCAGAAGUGUUUCCUUCAAGCUGGCAAUCUGGCAUUAACACAUGACAUAGUAGAAAAGCGUGUGUUUAAAUGGAUUAAGAUUUCAACUGGAAUGGCUUAUAGUAGUCUGUGAUGAAUGGGGAUGUUUCUGGAGUGCCUUCUGAAUGGCGAAGUACUCCUCUUCACAUUCUUCCAUACACGCACCGUCAGCUUAAAGUGUAAAAUUACCACUGCUAAAAAAAAAAUAAAUUAUAUUUUGCUGAUGACGCAAAAACUGGCAGAAUGAAUAAAGGCGGUUAUUCAGAACAAUCAAGAUCGCUUGCUGGCGGUGGCCCACGCAGGCGGCUGUGCCGGUUCUGCCGGGAUUUCACAGCCAGACGCAGGCACACAGGUUGCAGUGCGGUGAAAUCGAGGUCGGGGGUGCGGCCCCAGCACCCCGAGCGCUCAGCAGUGGUCACUGCCAGUCCCGCCCGGGUGUCUCCAGAGGAACCCCCAGCCGAGGGGGGUGGCACGGACAGACACGUGAGCCCCGCCCCGGCUGCCGGCCUGCAGCGCGCUGCGAGCGGCCCCUUUAAAUCCUUGCGGAGGUCACCGGAGGAUUCGCCCCAGGCCGGCCCUGCUCACGCGGCUCGAGCCAAUCCUUUUCCAGGCUUGUGCCCACCCCCCGCCACCAAUCAGAAAGGAAAGCCUUGGAGGCGGGAGACCAGCCCUCGCGAUGGAAGGCGCCAGUGGCCAAUCGCUGCCGAAAUUGCAGGGCUGAUGCAUGUGAUCAGUGUCCAAUAGGCUUGCGGCCUAGUGGGCGGGCCCGGCGUCGCCGGGCGCCGCGAGACCCCCGCCGUGUGGCCGGGGUGAGGAGGGAAAGAUGGCGGAGUGAGAGGAGGAGGCGGGAGUCUGGGGCCGGCUAUGGCCCCGCGGCCUCGGCCGCGUUGAGGCUCACUGAAGGGAAUGUGGAUUGAUCAAAAAUAAUGCUCUCCAGGUCUGUUUUUUCCCAUCUUCAUACCAAGAAUAAGACUUUGUCAACAGUGUGAGCCUGGACGGUCAAGCUCAUCAUCAGCUGAAAUAUUUGAGUGCCUCAGAGAGAAAGUGAUGGUGACGUGUGCUGCAUUUCCAUUUUCACGAUCUACUCGCUGCAUCUAACAUAGGAGUUGAAAAUUGUCACUGGAAGAUUAUUUCUGAACUUGAUCAACUAAAGGGUUAAGUUAAUUGGAAUAAGAUCCUUUCCUGACAUUGAAGAAGGUUGUCCUGUUGCUUGCUCAUAGGCUGUGAGACGUGGAUGUUUCUCUUCUAGCAAGCAAAAACAUGUCCUUCACUUCCAUGGAGCUGAACGAAAAAAGAUCUCUCUACUUCCUCUUUCCACCAUCUCACCCAACAUUUGAAUCACCAGAUGUCUUCUCCCAGAGAAGUACCCCACCGUUUUAUCAAAACUCAGAAGCAGAGUAACAGAAAUCAGUAGUUGUUUCCCUGAAGAAAGGUCUUCUGUGCCAGCUCUUCAUCCAGCUUUCUGCAUUCUCUUUUAAACUGAGAAAUACUUUGUAAUCAGAAGCAAGUGGAAGCUGGUAUCCUUCAUUGAUUCUUCUUCAUUUUAGGAAGGUUAAGUACUUCACUGUUUCAUACUGGGAAUUGCUAGCAGAUAAAGUGUCUGCAUGCAUUGCUAUGUCAGACUGUCUUGGCAUGUAUGAAAAGUUGCAGCAGGAAAACCAGAACGUAUUUUUUCUCUGACAUGAGGAAGAAACUUAGCAAAUAGUUGGGGACAUCCCAUACAGGUAUUUUUCUAGUCCAGGACCCAGGCUUGGCUUUGUAGAUAGAUGUCUUGAUGUCAGCUCACAUAAAGCAGCUAAUGCACAGGAACACAUGUAGAAUCACAUUGUCUGUAGUGUGUAAAUGCAUUGUCCCGGUCUGUGAUCAAAAUGUGUAUUUGCAUGUGUAAACCUGUGUAAGUGCUGGAUAUGAAGAGCUUUCACCAGAAAGAGAAAUUACUCUGCAUCAUUUAAUUUCAGCAAAGAAAAAUGAAGCUUUAAAGGCCUCUGGGGUAACCGGAUAAUGAUUAGGUUUAUGUUAAAUCAUUCCCUCCCUCUGGCUUUUCAUGAACCCUUAGCAGCAAAAGGAACAAAAACAUUCUACAGCAAAAGAGAUGGGGCAGACCUCUUUCUUUGUUAAAGAGACUAACUUCUGGUGGGAUGGAAGAGACCAGAGGUAUAAAGUUGCAAUUUAUCCACUCAGCUUCCUUGGCACAGUUUCAGCUUUUCAUACUGCUGAUGGAAUUGGAACAGUUUCAGCUUUUCAUACUGCUGAUGGAAUUGGCUUUUUGAUUCUUUUGUGACUGAGAACUGAGAUGACCUGUACAUUUCCAUCAUCUAGGAAGAAACAGGCCCAAGAGAAUGGACUGUUAGCCACAUAAGAGGGAAGAGCUGAGAGAGGGCAGAAAUACUUAGGAUGGGCCUUUUUCUGGUUCCUCUUAUUCCUUACCAAACUAAGGCGCAAUCUGUUGUUGUUAUGUUUACACAAGAUUCUUUGUCUCCAUCAUUUGUGAUUAUCUAAGAUGUUUUCUGUCAUUCUGAGAUGGGAGCGUAUAUUGUUUACGUGCUCCCUGCUAUGGUAUUGUAUAUGGCAAGUAAGAUUUCUUGACAAAAAAAAAAAAACCAAACCCCAGACCUGGGGUAUAUGUUCUAUUCCACUUCAAAUCUGGAGCUCUUCUUAGUGCACCUUAUUCCAAGCUUGUGAUUUAGAAAAUGUGACUUACUAGCUUAAAAUACUAUUUUCAAAUCUGGAUCAAAUAAAGGUAUAUAGGUUCUUUUAAUAGGUUUGGGGAGAUAAUAGCAUGGCUGGGGAGGAUGUCUUCAAUUUUUUUUGUUUUGUUCUGUUUUUCCUUUUAGAUAACUGCUGGAGAGAGCCAGACAGCCUGAAAAUGGCUGAAAAAGCCAACAAUUGAAAUCCUUCUUAAAUCUUAAUGAUAGAUUGCAAGGGCAGCAUUCUGAUAUUUAAAUGUAGUGACAUUUUAUGGGACCAAGUUCCAUAGCAGAGUAAGGACAAGUGUUGAUGCUGAUCCUAAUCUUCAGAGUCAAGUUAAGUCUGUGUUUAGACUUGCAUUGUAACAAGAUGAUUUAAUGACAGCUUUACUUAUUUUUUGUUUCCAUGAAGAAAAGAUGAGACGUGUAAGCUGAAGAGUGAUGGGCAAGACACUGCAUAUCAAAAUAAUGCCAACUGUGAUGAGCAGAGAGGUACCCUAAAAUUGUGUGUAACAAUGUGAUGAGCUGUGCAAUAAGAGUUACAUUGAUCUUGUUGAGGCAACCACCAGCUUGGCCUGAGCUCUUUUAAGAACUUAGGAUUUCUUUGCUGAAUAUGGUCUCAAUUUUCUGGCAUUGGAGUCAACUGGAAAAGCAUACUACCUUUUAGGGCCUCCUUAUGGGAUUUAUUGUUGAAACCAAUGGGAUUUAAUGUAGAUGUCUGUAGAAGCAGGAUCCAUUUCUAAGUGAUGGAAAAUACUGUCAAUAUCAUAGGAUUAUCAAUUGUUGGGAGGUAUCUGGUAUAAGAAACAUCUGAUUUUCCAUCUGGGAAUUUCCUUUUCUUCCUUAUGCCCAUACUUACCCUCCUGAUGUUAGAGCUAGCAGUUGUUUCUUGCAUAGCUUGAUGACAAAACACUUGGGGGACAGGAAGGUAUUUUUGUUUUCUGUUGACACGUACAAAAACUAAGAAUUUGUCUGACUAGCAAGUAAACCCUUUAAGCUUUUUGAUUUCUUUUUCCGUAGGAAUAACCCUCAACAUUUUGUAACCCUGCAUCGUAACAAAAAAAUAGAAUUGUUAAUUUUCCUUGACUCCUAUCCAUGACAAUGUAAUAACAUUAUUUUUCAAAUUUAAUUUUAGAACAUAAAAUUUUUAGCAGGGCUAAGGAUCUGUGGCUUUCACAGAAGUAAUAGUCCAACAGUGCAUGCCCAGAAGACCCCCAUUGCCGUACCUGUCCGGCCAAUGCCUUUCUAAAACUGCUGUGUUGGGAAAUGCUGCCUCAGCCUACUUCCUUUUUCUUGCUCCACUUUUUCUGUAUGUUGGUUGGAAAUCUUCCCAUGUGAAAGAUUACAAAAACAAGGGGCAUGUGCAAUAGCUCAUAUAUAUAUACAUAUAUAUAUUUUAAUACUUGUGGACAAAAUGAUGUUACAAGUUGUUUGAAAACAACAAAAUCACCAAUGUCUUCCAUUUUGAGAUGUGUAUAGUUCCAUAAGCAUUAGUGUUUUGUAGCAAACUGUAGUGCCAUGUUAGGAUCAGUGCAUGAGCCUAGUAGUAUUUUUACAAUUUCAGAGUGACAAAUUUAUUAAUAAACAGUGAUGAUAAUGUAAUUAACAAUAGAAAGGAGGCAAAAGAAAUGUCACCAACAUGGUCUAAACAUGCAGUAUCCUCCCUUUGACAAUGGCAACGCUAUCUUUAGAAACUGAAUGCAUUCACUUAACGGGCUUCAUAGAAUCAUAGUUGACUUUUUGUUUUUAGUCUGUCUGUCUGACUGCAAAAAUAAGCUAGUGUAUGUAAGCAUCCAGAAUUCUAAUCUCUAUCAGUGGGAUCCUUUUCUUUUUUUGUAUUUGUUGAAGGUAUCUUCUUCCAGGUGCAGCAUUUUCAGUUUUAUUAUUACCCAUCCUGUUGAUAUACUCAGAAAAGUAUGAAUAUGCUAAGGAGUUUGUGUGCAUUUUGUACACAUCUCUGCUACCUUAAGAUAUUUUUCAAAUUCUGUUAAUAUUUUUUUCAGAUCUGACUAUAAAAUGUAAAACAUGCUCAUGUUUAACUAUAGCCAUUAAGUCAAUGGUUGCAAAAUGCUGUCUGCCAGUUACACGUAGAAGACUUAUCUGUUAUUGCAGGAAUAGAGAACCUUUCUUUUGCUGAAGUCCUACUGAAUCUUUUAACACCUUUGGUGGAUCCUGCAUUUACAUACAUCUUAAUGUUAAUAAUAAUAAGAGAGACUAUAAUAAGGUCAAGGGUUGUUGAAAAACAACAACAUUGCAGACUGUAUCUGUGCAGCAGGCUAUCUCUAGCCUAUGGAUCAGAGAUUCCCCACCCUGUAUUACUGAGAAUUAAAUAUCCUGUAUUUUAGGUAACUUCCAGUAUUGCUUUCCAGCUAUAAGCUCAAUUUUAAUCCUUUCUGUCUCUCCCUCUGCUUUUUUCAGAAGGAAAGUUUAGACCAGGGGAAGUCCAAAUGAUUUAGCAUGCAAUGGACAGCUUGGGCUGGUCAAAUAAGACUGGUAUGAUUCCUGAGAUGCGCAAUGCUCUGUGGAUGGCAUCCUUUCAUUUCCUAGGGAAAGUCUUUUAUUUGGUGCUGGUAUUGCCCUUCACCCAUUUCUCUCUUUUUACAAGAAAAAAAUUAUCUUUCAACUUAAGUGAGGAUACUGCAUCUUUUUUUCCUGAGACCUGCCUGUAAAUGGCCGUUAGGGGGAAGGGAGGGAACAGGUAGCUUGGUUUUGUAAUUUUGAUACGAUAGAUCUCUAGAGUAAUUAAAUCAAGAAGCAUGUACUUUGGUGCAAAACCAAUAAUCUGUGCAGAGUUAAUGUACGUAAUGGGGGGGGACCCCAAACAACCAACCUUCUGCAUCGAAUACAUUUGUAAGAAAUUUGGACAGGUGGGCCAUUUACAGCAGAGCUCUGGGUGACCUGUGCUGAGAGUUAGGUUCAAUUCUAAAUGAAAGUAGCUGUACCAUUGAAUAGUUUAGUGCUUGGGAGAAUCAAUUGAAAAAUACCUCUGAAACUGGAAUGCAAAAUAGCACAGUAUGUAGGGGGAAGAAUCCCUGAUGCAAACAAAGCCAUAAGAUGAUUUAAUAAGAAAAUAGAACUUUAGUAGCAAUAACUGUUUUGCAUGUGAUAGUAAAUAACUUGCAUUAGCAAGACUGUACAGUAGAGUAAGUGGGUAAUAACCAAAUAAGUUUGUGGCGCUCUGUGCUGCAGGGAGUUGUGUGAAGAGCCUCUUCCUGAGAAGCUGGGUGAAUUCCUCUGAUGUUCUUCUCGCUGGACGUAAUUUGGCACUUGAAUACUUAGUUAAUGAACCUGAUAUAAACAAAAAAUAAUCAGCUUUGUCACACAUCUGAAGCACUGUCAGUGACUGCUGGGGGAAGGGCAGGCAGUUCUUUUUGAAAGGAUAGCUGACGUUUCUAUAUUCUUUUCUUUUUGUAGUCUAGCACUUGCUCUGUUUCUCUGAGGAGAAACUAAACCCUUCCAAAUACUGGACUGUGAGGAGAACCUGACUCUGAAGUUAGAAGCUUUUAGCAUGGGAAGUACUUUGUUUUCUUAAUUUAAAAAGACCGACCUGAGGUGGUCUUUCAAUAAAAAAUUAGAGAACACUUGACACUCAAAACAUUUGUACAUCCCAAGCACAACUGUAGAAUUCUAAAAACGUUUCUUUACAGCAGAAAAUAAUUUUAGCCUUUUAGUUUGCUGAACGCUCAGUUUCAGACCAUAAUUGAUUUCUGUGAUGCCUAAAGUUGAGCAGAGGCAACUACUGUGAAGGUUCUGGUGACACAAAGAGUUACUGAUCUACAGCUGUAGCCUCUGCACCCAGCAAAGCAUUUGCUAUGAAACAGUUACAUAAAAGAGCCACAGGCAUUCUAAAAUGUUCAUAGUUGACACUGUGUUCAGUGCAGAUAUGUAGGCUGGAGAGACAACAUGGCCCAACAGAUACAACUGUAUUCUGAACAGAAUUACUACAUUGGGGUUUAGAUAUUUCUGGCUGGAUUUCUUCUAGAAAGCUGAAGUAAUUUGGACCAUAACUGACAACUGAAGGGAGGCUUUUAAUGUUCCAAAAUUAGGGAGGUGAGGCCUUCUGGCUCUUUGUAAGUUGAUAAUGGGACUGUGAGGGCUGUGAGCAUUCUUACAGUAUAAAGUAACCAAGAUAGGCAUGAAGGUGUCUAAAUUAAGUCUUGGCUAACAUGUAAGAUGUGUAUGAAAAGGUAAUUGAUCUGGAAGGUUGUAAUCAGCUUAAAUUCCAGCUAUUGAAUUACUGAUAAAUUUGGAAGCUGGCCAUAGGGGACAUUAAUUUGAUUGUUAUCUGAUUACAUUAGAGAAGUUAUAAAUUUAUUCUGGUCUGUGGCCAGCAAGUACAUUUACAUAAUAAUGAAAACAUGGUCAUAUUCAUGCUUCAGAACUAUGAACUUUGUGGCUGAAUAGAAUUCUUCAAGGGUUCAUUCAGAGAAGGGGGGGGGGGGUGUAAAUCAAGACUGAUGUAACCAGACAAGCUAUCUGCAUAUUCUUCCCAGUUCAGACUUUUUAUAAUGAUCUGUAUUCUAUGGACUACUAGGCUAGAAAUCACUAUUCACAGCAACAAAAGGAAUCCCUUUGCCUUUCAGCUCUUGUACUAUGGCAUGACUUUUGCUCCAACCCCCUUGGUUUCACUUAGUUCUUUCUAAGAACUAAGUGGAAGUGCUAGAUGCUACCACAUUUCAGUGUGGCAUAUCAAAGGUGUCGUGACCGGUACCGACAUGCCUCCUUUAGCAGUACUAAGCCCAGGUGAUACAAGUAUAUAUGCUGUUUCCAUACCCAGUAGUGCUGCUGGAGAAGGUCUAGCCAGUACUUGUGUCAGGAUUUCCACCUUCAGGAGUGGCACUUUCUGCAACUGAGGAAAAUGGACAAAUCUAGGACAAAAAAGAAAGUCUUGCAAAGACUCCUUGACAGUCAGUGAGAAGAAACUGUACCAAGCCUCAGGACACUGACGCUUUACACAAGGAUUACAUUGUCAAGGGCUGGCAGUGUGGUUUUUUUUGGGCAGAGAAGGGAAAGAGGAUGGAAGAGAAGAACAGUUUUUGAUGGAUAACUGAUCUUAGAAAUAACUGUUUCCUGCAUCCCUAAGAAACUGUCUGGUCUUCCUCCAAAGCUAAUAAUCCUGCUUGCUGUUCAGGUACAGAGCUGCAUAAUGGCAGUUCAAGUUAGAUUCCAUUGGAUUUCUUUUAUGGGAUGGUCCAGCAUUGUGCCCUGGUAGUGUUUUGACUGGCCCACAAAAGCCAGCAGUUGAACCAGGAUGCCUCGUUUAACAGUGCAGAACACUAACCAUGGAUUCUGAUCUCUUCCCUUUCAGUCUGCUCUACACUUUCUCCUGAGUUUUAGAGAGCGUUGGUGUUCAUGAUGUAAGCAGAGCAUGUUUCUGUUUGAGCCUAUGCACCGGGUUAUAACAUAGACAGAUCCCCUGAGGCUUUAAAACAUCUGAGGUUAAAGAUAAAUGGUAACUUACUGUUCUAACUUAGUGUUUAGUGUGUCCUAUGUAAAUCCUGUCUGCUUCUCUCCACUUCCUCUCCAAAUGAAUGUCUUCGCAGGUCAAAUAAAAGGUGACUAGUUUGUCAUGCCUUAGGCAUGAAGAACUACAUGGAGAAACUGAAGGAAAGCGGCACAGGCCCACAAACCAAAUCUUAGAGCUAGUAUUCUAAUUAUGCAUGAUUCAAAAUGUCUAGUGUAAUGUAGUUAUUACCAGUAAACUGAGAUAUGCAUUUAUACAUAAUGAAGCAAUAGGAAUUAAUAUACCAAUAGCUUGAACUUCCUGCUUUGAUUCUCAAAUUUUGGGUUUUGUUUGUUUGUUUUUUAGAGAAUGUGCUGCCUUCGUAGAGAAAGGGGCAGAAUGUAUAGAUAGGGACAAAAGCAUGGCACCAAAACUGUAAAGCAGGAAGCAGGAUCAGCAGAACUUGCCUUUAUAACCUCUUGUCUGGUUCAUAUUAGUACCCUGAGCAUGUAAAAAGCAGGGCAUGAACUAAGCAUGUUUAAGGGCGAGAUGAGGUUUCUCACCUGCUGCAGCUGUAGCAAGGAAAAGGGUGCAGAGUUUCUUAUAAGGUGCAGGGGGGAAGCAACUGGUGGAAAAAAGAAAAAAAACAAAAACACACACACCAAAAAAAAAAAGGAAACCAUGGACUCAAACUGAGCGUAGUAUUUGCCAGACACUAGGUAAUAAGCUUGGGUGUGGUGAGAGAAAUUAUUUGGAGAAGACUGAAAUUAAUAAGCACAGUACAUAUAUUUCAGGUGUUGAAUAGCUUUUUAAUAGACAGUAUUUUCAGGUAAUUCUCUAGCCACAUAGGCAGCUGUACUGAAUAUACUGGUACCAGCCAGCAAUAAUGGCACUUGCAGGAAUGAACCUGAAAAUACUGGUAAUCUUGUAUAUUUUUUAAGUUCUUUAAAGAGAUUUUUAGAAACAGAAAAUUAGAUUUGAUCACUGAAGGUCUUCAUCUUCUGCAACACAGGUUGCAAUAGUCUUUUUUUUCUUUAUUUCACUAAUUAAAUAAAAGGGAAUUUGGGUGCCAUCUUUCUGUAAACUUUUAAUCUGUUCUCUGUAAUAUUUCCCAAUAAUUUAGGGGACAAUGCAGUGAACUUCUGCUGGCAGUUUGAAAAUAACAUAGAAUGUGUGGCAUAGCCUUCAUCACUAAUACUUUCCAAGUUUAAACUUGUAUUCAAACAUGUAGAAUACUAGCUUGUUACUGCAGAAUUCCAUGCUGCUAGCUUAGCUUAAUUUUGUAGGUGGGCUUAACUUGUGCAGAACACUUCUUUUGUACAGAGGCUCAGUCCUUUCUUAAAUAGAAGAAGCAUCUUGGGAGGAAGAAAUUUGUGUGUCAAGUUAAUUCCUGUUUGUAUUUCAUAGCCAACCAUCCAUAAAGCACCGUGAUUUGGGUUUAGAAUGGGGGUUGUGUUUUUCUCAUGAAUGCUCUUUCUAGAUAUACAAGAACUGCCAAAUGAAGAUAGGAGUAUUUUAAGAGAAGAUAACUAAUUUAUGCUAUCAGAACUUAGACUAAAUGAAAUCCUUUGAGCCAACUUUUUCAAGCAAAAAGGGAGUUUGUAAAACAAGUUUAGCCCAGCUGUUAACCAUGGUCACCUAAUUUGUAGUGGGUAUUCUUUAGAACACUUUGCAUGGUUUUAAACCCUGUUAACUGUAUUUUCUUUUUUUUCUUUUGAGUGAAGAGUAAGCAGCUCUAUCCUUUGUUAGGGCUUAUUCCCCUCAAUAUAAAACCUGGGAAAUAAGCCACUUUAGGUUGUCAGUGAGGAUAUCCUUUCCAAAUGUAUGACAUAACAGCAAAGGAGAAGCAUUAGUUAUAGAUUCUUAAAAAUUACCUUAGUAUUAAAAAGCAGGCUAGAAAAUACUUCUUAUACUGAACUUCUGAUGGCAUGCUCAAGUGGAUUAGUUGAGGAAAUGAUUGGUGUCACUAGGAACUAUGUAGUCAGUCCCAUUGCACACAUUUUACAUGGUAAUAGUGAAAGAAUGUCUCCCUGCAAAUUUUAAUGUUUUUCCAAAAGGCAGCUUGCUUUUAUAUCUAUGCAUAUUUGAGGAUUUCAAGAUAAGAUUUUAUUCUUUUGACACUGUAAAGAGGAACUGUUUAAAAAUGAACUUGGAAACUCUGCACCUGUAUACGAAUUUUUUUAGCAAUAAAGCAGCACAGGCUGAGAAUGCA